AGACGGUAUCUUAGGUUCUCAUGUCAUGUUGCGUUAGUUCCAACUUCCAGUAUCGUGACAAAACCUUCACCACUAGCAUCUCCUCCAUUUCAGAUACUCUCUCUCUCUACUUCUCACCCAAUUUGCAUACUCAAACACAAUCACUCAAUUUCUCUUCAAUUCUCUAUCUAAUCUCAGAUAGAGAACACAAAAGCGGUUGCUUCUCUGAAUGUUAAGUUAGUUACAUGGCUACUUCAUCAUCUUCCACCGCUUCUCUCUGUUUUCCGGCCACUUCUGCUGCCGGAACUCGUAGUUCUUUUCAUACUACUACCAGUACGUUGUUACGGUGUCGCCGGAGCCGUCAAUUGACUCGAUUGAAGGUUCGCAAGGCCGUAAUUCGGUCAGAUUUGGACAGAGAUGUUUCGGAUAUGAGAACUAAUGCUCCAAAAGGAUUAUUUCCACCGGAACCUGAACAUUAUCGGGGACCUAAAUUGAAAGUGGCUAUCAUAGGUGCUGGCCUUGCUGGCAUGUCAACCGCGGUGGAGCUUUUAGAUCAAGGGCAUGAGGUGGAUAUAUACGAGUCAAGGACCUUUAUCGGUGGAAAAGUCGGUUCAUUUGUUGAUAAACAAGGAAACCACAUUGAAAUGGGACUCCAUGUUUUCUUUGGUUGUUACAAUAAUCUUUUCCGUCUUCUGAAAAAGGUUGGUGCUGAGAAGAAUCUUCUAGUCAAGGAUCAUACUCACACUUUUGUAAACAAAGGAGGAGAACUUGGCGAACUUGAUUUUCGUUUUCCUGUUGGAGCACCAUUACACGGGAUUAACGCAUUUUUAACUACAAAUCAGCUUAAGACAUAUGAUAAAGCCAGAAAUGCUGUUGCACUUGCUUUAAGUCCAGUUGUGAGGGCACUUGUUGACCCAGAUGGAGCGAUGACACAAAUACGGAACCUCGAUAACAUUAGCUUCUCUGAAUGGUUUAUGUCUAAAGGGGGAACCCGAACAAGUAUUCAAAGAAUGUGGGACCCUGUUGCUUAUGCUCUUGGAUUUAUUGACUGUGAUAAUAUCAGUGCACGGUGUAUGCUCACCAUUUUUUCGUUAUUUGCCACCAAGACAGAGGCCUCACUGUUACGUAUGCUUAAGGGUUCUCCUGAUGUCUACCUAAGUGGUCCUAUCAGAGAUUAUAUUAUAGAAAAAGGAGGAAGGUUCCAUCUCAGAUGGGGGUGCCGAGAGAUUCUUUAUGAGAAAUCAGCUAAUGGAGACACAUACGUUACAGGGCUUGCUAUGUCUAAGGCUACUCAAAAGAAAAUUGUGAAAGCAGAUGCAUAUAUAGCAGCAUGUGAUGUCCCUGGUAUCAAGAGACUUUUGCCUUCUAAUUGGAGGGAAUGGGAAUUCUUUGACAAUAUCUACAAAUUAGUUGGUGUUCCCGUUGUGACCGUGCAACUUCGGUACAAUGGCUGGGUAACAGAAUUGCAGGAUCUAGAACGAUCUAGGCAAUUGAGGCAAGCUGCAGGGUUGGACAAUCUCCUUUAUACCCCUGAUGCAGAUUUUUCCUGUUUUGCUGACCUGGCACUGGCUUCACCUGAAGAUUAUUAUAUUGAGGGACAAGGCUCAUUGCUCCAAUGUGUGUUGACUCCAGGAGACCCGUACAUGCCUUUACCAAAUGAAGAAAUUAUAAGCCGUGUUUCUAAACAGGUUUUGGCUUUAUUCCCGUCUUCCCAAGGUCUGGAAGUUACUUGGUCAUCUGUGGUCAAGAUUGGUCAAUCAUUGUACCGAGAGGGACCCGGUAAAGAUCCAUUUAGACCUGAUCAGAAGACACCGGUGAAGAACUUUUUCCUGGCGGGUUCAUAUACAAAACAGGAUUAUAUAGAUAGCAUGGAAGGAGCAACGUUAUCAGGCAGGCAAGCUUCUGCGUUUAUAUGUGAUGCAGGUGAAGAACUUGCAGCUUUAAGGAAGGUACUUGCUGCCAUUCAAUCCAUAGACAACGUUGGAGUUGAUGAGCUGAGUCUUGUUUGACAAGAUGCGGGUUAAUAGUGUAAGUGAUUGGGGGGAUGUAAGAUAAUACAUUAUUAAUUUGUCAUUUAAAUUACAAAAAUAUGGAUUCCUUCUUCCCUGCUAUCCCAACUCCAUCUCUCACUAUCCUCAUCUCUUAUCUCAUGCUACACAUGAUACAUACGCUCUUACACGCCAGAUACUGUAAAUGGCUCCUCUGACUUGACCGUUUUUAUUUUUACAACUGUGAAUGUUUUUAUUAACCUUACUAGGAGAGGGGUUCUCUCCUAUUUCGCA
Messenger RNA from Helianthus annuus (common sunflower), 2261 nucleotides. RefSeq names its product zeta-carotene desaturase, chloroplastic/chromoplastic. Bases 225 to 1988 code for a protein of 587 amino acids. Gene Ontology annotation, molecular function: 9,9'-di-cis-zeta-carotene desaturase activity. NCBI's taxonomy places the organism in Eukaryota, Viridiplantae, Streptophyta, Magnoliopsida, Asterales, Asteraceae. Gene Ontology annotation, biological process: carotenoid biosynthetic process. The record is from RefSeq and is a predicted model, not a curated record. The transcript has 14 exons.